CGUUGCCCCCGGGCUCUGCCCCCUAAAAUGGCGGCCGCCGCGCGCCAACGGCCCCGGGGGGCUCCUGUUCCCCGCAGCUCCCUGGCGUGAGCGGCCGGCCGUGAGGGUGCUACCCCCGCGUAAGGGAUGGCCGACAUCGACGUCGCCCCGGCGGAGGGAAGGGACGGGGAGCAGCCUCGUGGCGAUGCGGAGGGCGGCAGCUCCGGCACAGCGCGCCCCGCCGGCAGCGAGCUGCAGGACGGGGUGAAGAGGAAGCUGGAGGAGCAGGAGGGCGAACCGCCCAAGAAAUCAAGUGAGACAGGCCAUGGGCAAGCUGUAGCUGCACAUUAUAAUGAGCUUCAAGAGGUUGGAUUGGAAAAACGCAGCCAGAGUCGCAUAUUCUACCUCAGAAACUUUAAUAAUUGGACAAAAAGUGUCCUCAUUGGUGAAUUUAUAGACCGGGUACGACGGAAAAAGAGUGACAUAACUGUUUUGGAUCUGGGAUGUGGCAAAGGUGGAGACUUACUGAAAUGGAAAAAAGGCAGAAUUAAAAAAAUUGUCUGUACUGAUAUUGCUGAUAUUUCUGUGCAACAGUGCAAGCAGCGAUAUGAAGACAUGAAAGCUCGAUGUCGCUAUAAUGAACGUAUUUUUGAUGCAGAAUUCAUACAAGCAGAUAGUACCAAGGAUCUCCUGUCUUCCAAAUACAAUGAUCCAGAUAUGCGCUUUGACAUUUGCAGCUGUCAAUUUGUUUACCAUUACUCAUUUGAGACAUAUGAGCAGGCUGACAUGAUGCUUAAAAAUGCUUGUGGGAACCUUUCUCCUGGAGGGUAUUUCAUUGGCACAACUCCAAAUAGCUUUGAGCUUGUGAAACGGCUAGAAGCUUCAGAAACAAAUUCAUUUGGGAAUGAUGUAUACAGUGUAAAAUUUGAGAAGAAAGGCGAAUAUCCCUUGUUUGGCUGCAAAUAUGAUUUCCACUUAGAAGAAGUAGUUGAUGUCCCUGAAUUCUUGGUUUAUUUUCCAUUACUGGAAGAAAUGGCAAAGAAGCAUGGUAUGAAGCUAGUCUACAAAAUGACGUUUCGGGAAUUCUAUGAAGAAAAAGUCAAGAAUGAGGAGCAUAAGAUGCUGUUAAGAAGAAUGCAAGCCUUGGAGCCAUAUUCUACAUCUGAUGAUUCCAGACUUGCUUCUGAUAAACCUGAUGAUUAUGAGCAUGCAAAAGAGUUUAUCAAAGAUGGCAAGGCAAAGUUACCAUUGGGAACCCUGAGUAAAUCUGAAUGGGAAGCAACAAGUAUUUACUUGGUAUUUGCAUUUGAGAAGCAACUGUGAAACUUCACAUACUGGAUGCAGCAAGAAGAGAUCAUAUCCAUGUACACGUUGGAAUGGUCUGAAAUCCAUUGUGGCAACUAUUUUUUUAUUUUUAUUUUUUAAUUAUCAGAAGUGUGCAGGACACUACCAAAAACGAGAGGAAGCUCAUGAUUCUGAGUUACAUUGCCUGUCUGUGACAGAUGGACUUGUGUGUGUAUAUAUAAGAAAGAUUCUGAACCAGUCUUUUUAAGGAUUUGUAAGCAAUCUGCAUGCUAGCAAAACUCAUGUUUGAACUUGACACAACUUCAUGUUACAAAAAAAAUGUUUUGUUUGUAGCUGUUUGUGGUUACCAGCCUAACCCUGCACUUUCUGAAGCUGAUAAAAAAUGACUGUUGGCUUCAGUGAUGCAGGAUGGGGGCCUAAAUAUUGUACUGCAAAGCACAGUUAAUUCAUAAUGAGAUAUAUUCAGACACAUAGGGUAUGUCUACAUUGCAUGCAGAGCUAAGUGGUAAAUAAUAGCCAAGUCAGUCUGAGUACCUCUGUGCCGUGCUCCAGCCUGCAGUGUAAAUCUACCUUAGUGGUAUUCAAAGUGUAGUUUACAUGGUAAAGUUAUAGGAUUUUUUUCUAAAUUUUUGUUUUUGUGCUUGCUGAUAUGUAGUGUCAGUUCAUGGUGCUUUCAUGAUUAAACAAGUUUGUUCUGUACAAAACUGCUCUGAAAGAACUGAAUUUCUAAAGUUUUGAAUCUUUAUGUUGUUUUUCCAAGUAUGACUAUGUGGUAAUAACAGCUGCUGAACUUAAAUUACAGAACAUUUUCUAUUAUAUUAAAGACUCUCUUGACUUUCUGGUAGUUUUAAUGUCUCUUGAAAGUUAUUAGACAGAUCUUAGGAUGUUUGUUACUUGCUUCAUAAAAUUCCAAAUAAGCUUGGCAGAAGGAUGAGCUGUUGGUGACGAGGACCUUAUCAAGUCCUUAAGGCGUUAAGAGCACGGUCAAGAAUUGGAUCAUGAACUUAAAAUGGAACAUGUAUGGUAAUUUAGGAUACUGGAAUUUUGUUCUGGGAGGGGCAGUUGUGCAUGUGCACACACACCAGUGCAUGUGGAUAACAACUGCCAAAUUAGUCAAAGGUUCUAUUUGGGAAUACAAAUUAAUGAUACCAAUAGACAGAAUAGUACCUCACAACUGUCCUCAUGCCUGUCAGUCUCUUAGAGCUGGCUUAGGGAUUUCUGGCAUGGCGUUUGCUCUGCUUUUAACAUGCCUAUGGCCACCCACUCCUGAGAGGGUGUGAGUAACUUUCUUCAAGCUUUUUCUCUCCCUUCUGAAGCUAAAAGUAGCUAUUUGCUGCUGUUGGCUAUUAUAUUUUACAUACAGACUAAAUGAUAAAGUGUUGAUGGUACACAUGUAUUUUUGCAAAGCUACAAUAAACCUAGGAAAGGACAUACCUGUUAAACAUUCAAGUUAUUUGAGCUUGUAGUUGUAUAGCCUUCCUUCUGUAAUUGGGUCAUAUUCUUUCCUCUGAUUCUUGAUUUUUAUUAUUAUUAUUAUUUUCUAAAUCUUCCAGCAGAUCGCCUGUAACCUUCACUGGGAUGUAGCUGCUACUAAAAUUAAGUAAAACAAGUACUAUAUCUAGUAGAAAAGAGUCUUAAGAAACUAGCUGAAAAAUGCUGACAAUUUAGAAGUGCUGAAAUGUUUUGUUGAACUUCAUUUGUGUGCAUCAAAGCUAGUUUUGUUAGAUUUCUUACAUCAAGUUUUAUUUGAAAGUACGUAGUUAUGCUAUUUUUGGAAGAAAUCAGAAUAAUAAAAAGGGGAGAAAUACA
This is a messenger RNA of Oxyura jamaicensis (ruddy duck), 3093 nucleotides long. It is a transcript of the gene RNMT, whose product is annotated as RNA guanine-7 methyltransferase. Gene Ontology annotation, molecular function: mRNA 5'-cap (guanine-N7-)-methyltransferase activity. The record is from RefSeq and is a predicted model, not a curated record. Gene Ontology annotation, biological process: 7-methylguanosine mRNA capping. Lineage: Eukaryota; Metazoa; Chordata; Aves; Anseriformes; Anatidae. The coding region runs from base 127 to 1302 and encodes 391 amino acids. Gene Ontology annotation, cellular component: nucleus. The transcript has 10 exons.